This is a messenger RNA of Lucilia cuprina (Australian sheep blowfly), 5315 nucleotides long. Its product is annotated as putative leucine-rich repeat-containing protein DDB_G0290503. NCBI's taxonomy places the organism in Eukaryota, Metazoa, Arthropoda, Insecta, Diptera, Calliphoridae. The record is from RefSeq and is a predicted model, not a curated record. The transcript has 5 exons. The coding region runs from base 133 to 4803 and encodes 1556 amino acids.
AUCUGAAAAAAUUGGCAAGACAUUGAAAAGUUAAAAUAAAAAAAAGAAGAAAAUUUAUUUUUUUGAGUUUUUAGCAAAAUAAUUAUAAUUGUACGGGAAGUAAUUAUAAUUAUUAAAUAAUUAAAUGUCUUUAUGGCGCGUGGACGUAAUCAAAAUCGCGGACGUAACCAACAAAUACAAAAUACGCAGCUAAAAAAUUUUCCACUUAAUCAAGAACAACAAAACCUACAGCAAUCGCAUCCUCUGCUAUUGCCCAAUACAGUGUCUGUGCAACAACAAUCUUCAAAUACUAAAGCCACCACCAACAACACAUCCACCACUACUACCAAACCAUCCUCUAACCAUUUAACAAAUGCACCUGUUGCCAACAUCAAUAAACAACAGUGCAACAACAGCCAGAAGAGCAACACUACCUCGCCCUCUAUAAAUUCUGAAAGUUACGGCCAUAUUAAUAAAAAUAAUAAUAUAAAUGCAAAUAAAAAUCUAAACAUUGAAAGUAAUAAAACAAAUAAUAAUAAUUAUAAUUAUAAUGAUGCAAAUUGUUUAGAAGCCAAUGGCGGUGAUGAAGAUCUGAAAACACACCUUGAGACAAACGGCGACCCCGCUAUAUCUUCUUCUACUACAAAUACAACUUAUCAAAUGACGAUGUCUAAUAAUAGCUCAGAGAAUUUUAGCCAAGUCAAAACGAAUGACGAUACUCACGAUAUCGAUGCCGACUCACAUAAUGAAGAUCAUCAUAAUGAUAAUGCUCUCCCUGAUAAUUACAGUAAUUCAGCAAAUCUCUCAUUAGAUGCCUCUCUGGAGAGCGAAAAUAUAGCAAUGCUGAAUAACGGUAUAAACGAAGAGUAUGAUAGGCCAGAAGCACUAAUCAAUCGUUCUCCGGUCAUCGAGCAAAACGGGAGUGUGAUCGCGUCAGUAACGGGUAACAACAGCGUUCAAAGCGUUAACAAAUCGGCUAACGGGCAGUUAAAUGAUUUAACGGAAUGUGAUCGUGAUCGUUUGUUAUCGGAAAAUAUAGAUAAACGUGACAUUGACAGUCCAGCCGCAAUGGGACAAAAAAAUACUAAAGGUGAUAAUACAAACACCUCUUCAAACUCUCCUUCACCAACAGUAACGCCCUCUUCGAGUACGCGGGCAUUUCGCGAAUCGUCUGUAACAUCGUCGGUGCCAUCGUCAUCAAACCACGAAGGUUAUGCCGGAAAUACCAUUAACCAACAGCGCGGUCAAUCGCCUAGCAUGCAUGUGCCCACAAUCACUGUGGUAGACUGCAGCAGCACCGUGGGUAACCAUCAAACUGCCAAAAGUUAUGACAGUAAUAAAACAGAUAAAGAUGAAUUUUAUGAUUUCGAAAUGGAAACGCCACAACAGCAGCUCUACCAGAAACAACAAAAACAACAACAAGAGUUCAGUGAUCACAACAAUGAAAACAAAGAAUACGAUCAUGCCGCUGCUGCUGAUGCCAUAAAUACAACGCAAAAAACCAACUCCUCUUAUGGUAUGCAACGCACUGCAUCACCAACGUCAAUGUACUCACGUUAUAAUUACAUCAAACUCGAAGAUGUCGAAGAAGAAGACGAAGAAGAAGAGGAGGAUGAGGUAGAAGAACACGAAGAAGAGGACGAGGGAGAACAUGAAGACGAAGAUGAGACCAAACAUGCACAAAGAGAACAACAAAUUGUGUAUACCUCUAGUAAUAGUAACAGCAAUAACCUUGACAAUGAAUAUCAGCAAUACAAACACUUAAAUUCACUUAGUCCAGAAAGGCAACAACAACAACAGCAGCAACACAUUAAAAGCACAAACAUAAAUAUCAACAACCACAACAAUAGUGAUUAUAACUUAAGCACAAGUUUUCCCGAUUCAGGCAUGGGAGAAUCUAUAGCAUCGUCAUCCACAAAUAGCCGGUAUAUAAAUACCAACGAUGCAGAUUGUGAUGAUGCCAGUAACACUAUGAAACAACAACAAGAAAAUACACGAGAUGUGGAACAACAACAUCAACAACAACAACACAUGCCAUUUGUGCGUGAUGGCUACUCAACCGAUUGUGAUGAAACAUUAAUGCAGUGCGAUGAAUUACUCUUAGAUUUUGCCGAAUCACCAGAUUAUUUAGAUCCCGCCUCUUCGGAACGUUUAGUGUGUAUUGAAAGCAUAAGUUUACCAGAUGUUGUUGUCGAGUCAACGAACUCAUCCGGUAAUUGUGGAAUAAGUACAAAUAAUAAUGCUGCCACAUCAUCAUUAUUAACAACGUCUUCAUCAUUAUCCCCAUCCUCCAAUUCAGGUGCAGAUCGUGAUUAUAUUAAUAUAAAUGGUGCCACUGGUACUACACUAAAUAGUGUCCACUUUAUACCCAUUCAUGUGGAGGGUAGUAAUAAUAGCAGUAAUGUUGGUGGUGGUGGUAGUGGACGCUCAUCACCUCGCAAACAAAGUGUCGAUGAUAGCCUUGUUGGUAGUAGUCGAGCUACAAUAGAAAUUGUAGAAGAUGCCACAGAACUGCAGCAUUCGCCAUCUAGUACAAGAUCAUCAACAAAGAAUCUUAGUGAUGUUAUUGCAGAGAAAUUAAAAAAUGAUUUAUUAGAACAGAAAGCACAAUUUAAUGUACAGCUAGAAGAUGCACAUAAAAAUGUGAACAGUUUAGAAACGAAAAUCAGUGAAAUGAAAAUGAAAAUUGAAAAACUGGAACAGGAGUUAUCGGCGAAAACCUGGAACGUUGAAAGAUUACAGGGUGAAUUAAAUGCAGCUCACAAAGAUGAUGAAUAUGUUCGUAAAAAACUCAAACUACUAGAAGAUGAAAAGACCAGUCUACGUCAUCGGUUUAGUGAAAAUGAGGAUGAAUUAAAAAGAAAAUAUGACGACCUUGAAAUACAGUACAAUGAAUUGCAAGAGAAAUACAAACAAACUCAAAGCUUGGCAAGUAAUUUGCAUACACAACUGGCAAAGGCCCAGACAGAGGCGGAAGAAUGGCGCGAAGAAGUGGAUAAGAUACGCAAUGAACUUGAGGAACAAAUCAAAGUUUUACAAAAUGCCCUGGAAAAUUCCGAAAAUGAACGUAAGAUUUGUGAAGACAAAUGGCAGAGGGAAUUUGAAAUGCUAAGGACUCAUAAUAUGGAAACUGAAGAAUCCAUUAUGACCGAUUGUGAGUGGCAAUUGCGUCAGAUGCAACGUCAGUGUAAAGACAAAAUCGACAAAGUCGAAAGUGGCAGGCGAGAGGCUGAAGAUAAAGUUGAACAACUUGAGGAGGAACUGGAAGAACGUCGCAAAGAGAUAGACGAUUUAAAAAUAUAUCAGGCCCAAGUGAACUCUCUCAGAGGAGUAGUCAACGAACAAGAACAGUCUAUACAAAAUCUAGUCUCUCAAAUUGAACACUUAAAGAGUGAUUUGGCAAUUGCCAAUGAAAACCUUUCCGAACAAAUUGAAGCAGUUAAGAAAAUUAAAUAUCAUUGUGAUAAUGCUCUCUAUGAUAAGGAACGUCAAAUGAUGUAUCGCAUCGAUGAGGUACGCAAUGAGGCUGCCUCUUUCUGGGAGGACAAACUUUACACAGAGAUGACAAGACUGAAAAAUGAACUAGAAUCGGUAUAUGUAGAUGAACGACGCGAAGCUUUGGACAAGCUACAGAAUGAACAUGUAGAAGAACUUAAAGCUUUGACCAACCGCUAUACAGAUAAUGAGGAAGAAUUGCGCAUGGAAUUGGCCGAAACACAGCAACGCUUAGAACAAAAAACUCAAGAAUUUAUAGAAUUACGAGAAAAGUCCGACAAUGCUUUAUUGCAAACACGCAUGCAUUUGGAUCGAGCAGAUCGGGAAUUCCAAAAGGCCAUGUGUCAGGAAGAAGAACGCAGAGAAGCUUUAGAAACUUCUUUACGUGAAGAGUUCGAACACGAAAAGCAAGAAAUGGAGGAAAAGUUCCGUGAACGUUUGGGUCAAGUCAAAGAUGAAUUUGCCAAAGAACUGCAGAUUAAUACACAAGAAUUAGAAGAAGAACAUAAGAAAGAAAUAGAACAAUUAAAAGCCAAAUUACAAACCGAAAAGGACGAGGCUUUGCAACAACUUAGCGAAAAACAUCGCAAGAAACUGGCCGAUGUGGAUGAAAAAAUCAAAGAUAUUGAGCAGCGCCACAAGCAUGAUCUUAAAGAUCUAAAAGCUGCCUAUGAUGCCGAAAAGGCUGCCCUCGACAAAAGAGACAUCAGCAAUGCCAACGAAAUUGAACAGUUACAUAGAAAAUGUCGCUGUCUCACCAAUCUAUUCGAAGAAAUGCGUAUGCGCUACGAAAGACGUGAUCCUCGACCUGAGGAUCUAAGAGAAAUAGCUGAACUACGUGCCCGCUGUGAAUCUCAGGAACGUGAUUUGUAUUUGCUGACCGAUCGUCUGAGAGAAAUGCAAAUACAAAUGAACGAAUUGCAACAGAAUGGUGUAGAGUGCAAUACCAUGAACAAUAAAAAUAAUAAAAAAUCGAAACAGAUAAAGAAGCCACCGCCAAAAACUAUACCAACAAAUUGCGAUGUUAUUUACGAAGAAAACGAAGAACGAGAAUCACCGCCACCCACACAAAAUUCAAUAUAUACAAAUAAACAACAGAUUAAUAAUAAUUACAAUAAUGAAGACGAUCAUAAUGAAGAUGAUGAUACCGACGAUGCUGAGAAUGACGUAGAAAAUAAUGAAGAGGAAAACACAGGUGAUAAUAUUGCUAAAGAUCAAAGAAUCAUUGAUGUUAAAGAAAAAAUCGAUCAGUCUUCUUACAAAGAAAAAAAUACAAAAUUAUUGAUCAAAGACAACGUAGAUGACAGUCACAUGAUUACAGCUGUUUAGGAAGAUUCCAAGCGAAACACAAAGCAUAUCAUAAUUGAAGCUAAAAACUAUAAACGGCUGCAAAAGAACAAAAAUCCAAAAAAAAAACAUGAUUAAGAGGCAUACCUCCGUGACUAGAUUUGUCAUUGUCAGUCAUAACGUUUCAAAUCGUUGAUUAUAAAUCUGUAACGAAAUGAUUCGAAAUCAGAUGCUUUUUUCAAAACACUACCAAUUUCUGCGUGUUUACACACAAAAUUAUAAAUAAAAUACAUUUUAUUUAAAAUUUAUGAACUAAAGUUUUUUUGUAAAAUACUAUUUCUACUUUUAAUAUACGGUAUCUCGUGUAUUAAAAAUGCACGCGUUUGUCAUUAGUUACAUUUAUAUGAUUUGCGUAUUAUUUUAAUUUCAUUAUUUUCUUUAUUAUUGUAAGAAUUUAUUAUAAAUAUUCUCAAUUGCUUCCUAUUAAUUCGUUGACUAGUUUUAGUUUUAUUGCGGAAAUUUAUUAUUAUGUUUUAUUUCCAUUUACGACAAAA